AUGAGUAUUUUUAUUAAGAGGAAAGGCAAAAAAGAUCUGCGGUUGUUGCAAAACCAUGUACAUCAUGACUCUGUUUUAGAUAAAACGUAUGAAGAUCCAGAAACCUUAAAGUUUCUUCAGGAUGUCCACAAUUUAAUGGUUGAAGAAGCUCUAGUAAAAGGAACCAAACGGGAAACACCGGUUAUAGAAUUUCAACACCCAGAAGAGUUGAAGAAACUAUUAAACCUACCAAUUGGAAAAGAAGGGACAUCGAAUGCUGAUAUUUUAGAAGAUUGUAAACGUAUCCUCAAAUAUAGUGUCAAAACAGGUAGUCUACAGUUUUAUAACCAACUGUACAGUGGAGUAGAACCCUACAGUCUGGCUGGUUCUUGGGUCACAGAUUCUUUGAAUACUAAUUUACACACCUUUGAAGUAGCCCCAGUAUUUGUUAUAUUAGAACAAUAUAUGGUUCAGAAAAUAUGCAAAUUAAUUGGAUUUGAAAAUGGCGACGGUGUUUUCGGAGCUGGUGGAUCUUUUUGUAAUUUAAUGGCGACACACUUAGCUAGAUACCAUCGCUUCCCAGACAUGAAAACUAAAGGAAUGUACGACCAACCCAAAUUAGAUCUUUAUGCAUCUGAUCAAGCUCACUAUUCACUAUUAAAAGCAGGUGGAUAUCUUGGAUUUGGUACAGAACAUAUUAUCAAUGUUAAAACUGACGAUAAAGGUUGUAUGAUAGUCUCAGAUCUAGAAGCUAAGAUCGAAGAUUCCAAGAAAAAAGCAAAAUGCAAUACUGACUUGUUAUUUACAUAUUUUCAGGGAAACGUGCCGUUCUUUGUAAUGGGUACAUGUGGAAGUACAGUAUUAGGUGCCUACGAUGAUCUAAAUGCAGUAGCUGAUGUUUGUAAGAAAAACAACAUCUGGUUCCAUGUAGACGGCGCCUGGGGUGGUGGAGCCCUCUUGUCUUCGAAACACAGACAUUUAAUGAAAGGAGUAGAAAGGGCUGACUCAGUUGCAUUGAAUUUUCAUAAGAUGGUCGGUGCUCAAAUUCAAUGUUCUGCAAUUUUUGUGAAAGUAAAGGGUCUACUGGAGAAAACAAACAGAGCUUAUGCUGAAUAUCUCUUCCAACCCGAUAAAUUCUAUGACACGUCGUAUGAUAUAGGUGAUAAAACUGUACAAUGUGGUAGGAAAGUUGAUGUAACAAAAUUGUGGUUAUUAUGGAAGGGGAAAGGUGACAAAGGUUUAGAAGAAAGAGUCGAUAAUGCCUUUGAUAAUGCUCAGUACCUUACUAAGAAAAUUAACGAAACAGAAGGAUUCAGAUCCGUUUUACCUGAGUAUCAAUGUACGAAUAUUUGUUUCUGGUAUAUUCCACCCAGUUUGAGGGGACAAAAGGAAACACCUGAAUGGUGGGAAAAACUAGGAAAGAUAUCGCCAAUAAUCAAAGAGAGAAUGAUAAAGGAAGGUAGUUUAAUGAUUGGUUUUGUUCCCAUCAAGAUGAAAGGCCUGGUGAACUUCUUUAGAAUCAUUGUGAUCAACCCAGCUUGUGAGCAUUCUGAUAUGGACAGAAUUUUAUCAGAAAUAGAUCGACUUGGAUCGGAUCUGUAA
Molecule: messenger RNA, 1581 nt
Organism: Lottia gigantea (owl limpet)
Lineage: Eukaryota; Metazoa; Mollusca; Gastropoda; Lottiidae
Exons: 13
Coding region: 1-1581 (526 amino acids)
Biological process (GO): carboxylic acid metabolic process
Cellular component (GO): cytoplasm
Molecular function (GO): carboxy-lyase activity; pyridoxal phosphate binding
Source: RefSeq, a predicted model, not a curated record